AUGACAUUGGCGGAGAAGAAGACUACUAAAGAAGCUUGGGAAGCCUUCAAAAUUAUGUUUGUAGGGGCAGAUAGAGUGAAGGUUUCUAGAAUUCAGACACUCAAGGCUGAACUCGAAGCCAUGAGCAUGAAAGAGACGGAGAGUGUUGAUGACUUCACCGGAAAAGUAAUCAACAUAGUCAGCACAUUACGUAUGUUGGCAGACAGGGUAGAAGAAUCUCAAGUGGUGAAGAAGUUACUUAGGGUGGUGUCGUCCAAACUCCUUCAGAUUGCCUCAACACUCGAGCAAUUUGGAGAUUUGGAAUCAAUGUCCGUUGAAGAGGUGAUCGGAAGACUCAAGGCGUAUGAAGAACGCAUGAAGAGUUCAGAAACAAAUAGAAGUCAGAGGGUGACUCAAAGCAAAGAUCAAAUCGAGGUUGAUUUGGUGGUUCUCGUGGUGGUUGUGGCAGAGGUAGAGGAAGAAAUGGAGGAGGCCGUGGUGGCAGAGGCAGAACACAUCACCGCAAGGAAAGCAAUCCCAGUGCAUCGAGUAGUCAUUAUAAGAGUGACAUUCAGUGCUAUAAUUUCCAAGAGUAUGGGCAUUAUGCAUCCGAAUUUUGGGAAUGAAUCGAAAGUGAGAUUUGAAGGAAAGGGCUCUAUAGUCUUUAAAUGCAAGGAUGGUGGGCGUCGAAAAUUGAAUGAUGUAUACUACAUACCUGAUUUAUGUAGCAACAUCAUCAGUCUGGGUAAAUUAGCAGAAGGAGGAGACGAGAUCAAGAUCAAGGACCCAUUUUUAUGGGUUCAUGAUUCAAUUAGAAAGCUACUCAUGAAAGUUAGAAGAUCAGCAAAUAGACUCUACAAAAUAGAAUUAAAAGAAGAUAUUGCAGUGUGUUUUGUUGCAGAAGUUGAUGAUCCAACUUGGUUAUGGCACAAAUGA
Molecule: messenger RNA, 915 nt
Organism: Lactuca sativa (garden lettuce)
Lineage: Eukaryota; Viridiplantae; Streptophyta; Magnoliopsida; Asterales; Asteraceae
Source: RefSeq, a predicted model, not a curated record